Molecule: messenger RNA, 366 nt
Organism: Iphiclides podalirius (scarce swallowtail)
Lineage: Eukaryota; Metazoa; Arthropoda; Insecta; Lepidoptera; Papilionidae
Source: the annotation of a GenBank genome assembly
AUGGCAAAUGCAUCGGAAGUGGGAGAGACGAGAAGUCGACUAGCAGCGGAAACUGCUGAGAAGGCCCAACUUAUCACUGCAUUGUUGCCUGCAGCACAGGAUGCAGCCGCUUUUGACUUAAAGGAAAUGUUGAGCCGCUACAAGGAAGUUAUCCUUCUGAAUGAAGAGUUGUUAACCGGCUGCCAUGUACGUCGAGCCAUACAGGAACAGGUUGUAGCUUCACUUAGAAACAUACACGUAAUUUUACGACAUGCAGCAAGAUUAAGAGUUGGUAAGUACAGCAAGGCUGUGAUUACGGCUUGCAGGAAGGCCGUGCAGGACAAUAACACCGAUGUGCUGAUUAAGAUACUUCAAGUCGGCGAUUGU